Messenger RNA from Danio rerio (zebrafish), 1069 nucleotides. The record is from RefSeq and is a predicted model, not a curated record. Lineage: Eukaryota; Metazoa; Chordata; Actinopteri; Cypriniformes; Danionidae.
UAUUUCACUAAUUUGGCAACGGUCAAACAUCAUCAGGGAAUAGAAAUAGAUGAUGACAGUUUUCUACGAGGGUAUCAUUCCAGUUGAAACUGAAACCAAUACAAUGUCCUAGACCUGGUCCUGGAUUUUUUUUUAUGAUCAUUGCACAGUGUCUAAAUAAGCUAAACACUGUUUUUCUCCUAACAAACCCUAAGGUAAGAGAGAAGGAACAGGAUAACCUCUUCACUCAAGUGGCGUGGUGCAUUCUGGGACCACGAAGCAUUUGGCAAAAGGUCCCAAAAAAGGCAAAUCAUCAACUUGAGAGAGCCGAUGUAAAUGAUGGAAUUGUGGAUGCGCAGGGUGUGAAAUGGACUGUGGAUUUGAGAAAACUGGAGGCCACAGAAUGUGAUUCAGGACAGGUGACGGCUCUCAAACGCCUGGAGAACCUUUCAGAUUUCUCUUUUCCCAUCCACUGGGACAGCAUGAAUCAAAAAGGUUUAAAGGUGGUUGCUUUAGAUCCACAAUCAGCAGAGUACAAGACUGUAAAAGCAGAUUUCCAGAGGACCGUCUUAAAGACUGUGCUCAAGAUCGAGCGCAUCCAGAACAUCAAUCUUCGGCGGUUAUAUGAGGCACGUAAAUCUGAGCUGGAGAUCAAGAAUGAUCCAGCUGUCGGAGCAGGAGAGAAAAUCCUUUAUCACGGCUCUGCACAGGCGUCCUGCUCGUCUAUCAUGAGCACAAACUUCAACCGCAAUUUUGCUGGGCAGAAUGGCACUGUCUACGGUCAAGGGACCUACUUUGCAGUGAACGCCAGCUACUCUGCUAAUGUGAACUAUGCGGUUCCUGCAGCAGACGGGACUCAGCAGAUGUUUGUGGCUCGUGUGCUUACGGGUCAUUAUACAAUGGGUUUUGGGGAUAUGAGGACGGCCCCUGUCCGUGUUGUUCCAGACCAGUUCUAUGACAGUGUGGUAGAUUACACUCAGAAUCCCACAAUGUUUGUGGUUUUCCAUGACUGUCAGGCUUAUCCAGACUACCUCAUUACAUUUAAAUGAACUUCUAAAACAGUCUGCCUUAGCUUACAGUUUUUCUCAAU